AUGUACGGCUGUAGAUCCGGAGGUCCUGGGUCCGAGUCCCGGGUCGGGCCUUUAGUUAUUGAGAUUUUCUGUAGCAGCCAAGAGUUGGAAUGUGGAGUGCCCCUGCGGAGACACACUAGACAGCCCCGGGAGCGAUCGGCGGGACAACUUCGUAUCAUUAAAGGCCGGGAAUCUAAAAGAGGCGCGUGGCCGUGGCAGGUGUCACUGCAACUUCUUCAUCCCAACUACGGUCUGAUCGGACACUGGUGUGGCGGCGUGCUCAUACACCCGCAGUGGCUGCUGACCACCGCGCAUUGUAUUCAUAAUGACCUUUUCAACCUUCCGUUGCCAGCCCUCUGGACCGCAGUUCUGGGUGAGUGGGAUCGUGCUGAACAGCGAGGAGCUUACGUUCCUAUUGAAAGUAUUAUCCUGCAUCAGCGAUUCCAUAAUUAUCAACAUGAUAUAGCUCUGAUGAAAAUGAUAAGGGCAGCUGACGUCAGUCCUGGAAGUCGAAUUCGCACUAUUUGUUUACCCUCCUACGAUAUACCCAUUAGCAAUCACAAUACUGAGAGAAGCACGUCAUUUUUCAUGAAAUCUGAAAGUGAAAUGAACAAAAAGCAACGUCCAGCCAGACCUGAUCCAGAUACAGCUGUCAAAUAUUUAGAAAAAUUGAACAAUUUAACUAAAAACGUCUUCUCAGGGAUUACAAAGAAACACAACAGCCGAUACAACGUACGCGUAUCAAACAAUUCAAACAGGCCAACUGAAAGGAAAAAUGAUGAAGGUAGAGAAAAAGUUGAAAAAAGUAAAGACGUAGCGUACGAUAGCGCAAGUUUAGACAGCGUUGUUAAGCUUAUCAAAACUAAAUCAAAAUUCGAUACAAUUAAUAGAAGUGACAAGAAACUAAUGUAUGGUGAAGAAAUAGAUCCAUUCAUUGAUGAUAAUAACGGGAUUGAUUUCAAGGAUGAGUGCUACGCGACGGGCUGGGGACGUGAACAGACAAACGGAACAUUGACAGAUGUGUUAUUAGAAGCGGAAGUACCAGUUUUACCUUUACAGCUAUGUAGGGAUAGAUAUUCGUUGAGUUUGCCAUUGAAUGAUGGACAUUUGUGUGCUGGAAGUACUGACGGCAGUACUGGAGCGUGUGUGGGUGACAGUGGCGGACCCCUCCAAUGUCGGUCAGGCGGUCGCUGGGAACUCCGGGGACUUACCUCGUUUGGUUCAGGAUGCGCAAGACUCGGCGUACCUGAUGUGUAUACUAAUGUUGCUCACUAUGUAUCUUGGAUAUAUUCAAAUAUUUAUCCUAGC
Messenger RNA from Brenthis ino (lesser marbled fritillary), 1287 nucleotides. The record is from the annotation of a GenBank genome assembly. Lineage: Eukaryota; Metazoa; Arthropoda; Insecta; Lepidoptera; Nymphalidae.